Molecule: messenger RNA, 2934 nt
Organism: Anoplopoma fimbria (sablefish)
Lineage: Eukaryota; Metazoa; Chordata; Actinopteri; Perciformes; Anoplopomatidae
Gene: trit1
Product: tRNA isopentenyltransferase 1
Exons: 11
Coding region: 1-1458 (485 amino acids)
Biological process (GO): tRNA modification
Cellular component (GO): mitochondrion
Molecular function (GO): zinc ion binding; nucleic acid binding; ATP binding
Source: RefSeq, a predicted model, not a curated record
AUGGCGGCCUCCGCUGGCAGCGUGCGGCGCGCCUUUCGCAGAGCGAUGGUGCCGUGUUUGGUGGUGGUUUUGGGAGCUACCGGCACCGGGAAGUCCAAGCUGGCGAUGGAGCUCGGAAGACGGCUUCAGGGGGAGAUAAUCAGCGCCGACUCCAUGCAGGUGUACGAGGGCCUGGACAUCAUCACCAAUAAGGUGACGGCUGAGGAGCGCGCCCAGUGCAGACAUCACAUGAUCAGCUUCCUGGACCCGCUGGUCAGCAGCUACACGGUGGUGGACUUCAGGAACAAAGCCCUGGCUCUAAUUGAUGACAUGCACAGCAGAAACAAACUGCCCGUCGUAGUCGGGGGAACAAACUAUUACAUAGAGUCUCUGCUGUGGAGAGUCCUGCUGAGUCCAGCGGAGAUCGAGGAGCCGGGGGAAGGAGGAGAUGAGGCUUCAAACAGGAAGUUGGAGCUGGAGAAAAUGGGAGGAGCUGAGUUACAUAAACGACUGGCGGAGGUCGACCCCAAAAUGGCGGCCAUGUUGCACCCCAACGACAAACGCAAGAUAGCCAGGAGUCUUCAAAUCCACCAGGACACAGGCGUCUCGCACAGCCGCUGGCUGGAGGAGCAGAGGGGUCAGGAGGGAGGCGAUGGGCUGGGGGGUCCGCUGAGAUACCGGGACCCCUGCAUCUUCUGGCUGCACGCCGACAUGGAAGCUCUAGACAAGCGGUUGGAUGCUCGUGUAGAUGAGAUGUUGUCUGCUGGACUCAUAGAGGAGCUCAGAGACUUCCAUGUCCGCUACAAUCAGCAGAAAGUCCAGGACGACAGUCAGAACUACCAACAUGGGAUUUUCCAGUCGAUCGGUUUUAAGGAGUUUCAUGACUUCCUGACUGCUCCUGAAGGCAGCACCCAGCAGGAGAAAGACACACUCCGAGACAAAGGUAUAGAAGCUUUGAAGAUUGCUACAAGACGUUACGCCCGCAAACAGAAUAAAUGGGUCCGCAACCGCUUCCUUAAACGACCAGGCGACAACGUGCCACUGGUGUUUGGCCUGGAUGUGACGGACGUGUCGAGGUGGGAGGAGACGGUGCUGAACCCUGCACUGCAGAUACUGGACAGUCUCAGCAAGGGGGAGGAGCCAGCUAUUCAGCCAAUCAGAGUGGAGGGGGAGCAGCAGAGAAACAAGCGGAGCCGCCACACAUGUGAUCUGUGUGACAAGGUGAUCAUCGGUGACCUGGAGUGGACAGCUCACCUGAAGUCCAAAAAGCAUCACCAUCAUGUGAGGAAGAAGAGGAAGUCUGAUCCAGCCUGUGACCGAUCCCAGGUUACCGCUGCACCUCCUACUUCGGCUGCAGGGAUUAAGGAGAGCGUCUCAAAGGACUGUUGUGCCACCGUUGCCCCGGGCAGCACCGAAACCUCUCCGGAGUCGUCCCAAGACAUCAGAGCAUCACACAAGGAAGUACCUGAGACAUUUUAAGAGUGGAGCAGACUCACCACAGUGGUUUUCACCACAGUUCUGCACUCACAGCUGCUCCCUUACAGUCCUUAUAGGGCUACUUUUCUGCUUCCAAUGGAGUCAAAUUGAACUGUAUUUUCCCUUUUGAAAUAUUCUUAUUUGUCAGAGUGCUAGAAUAGGAUGACCUUCUGAUUUUUUUUUCCUGGAUAAUAUUUUUUUAACUUUCAUUCGUAGUUGCAGGAUGAAUCCUUGAAUCGUUUAAAUUCGUAGUAGAUGUUAAAGUUGGGCGGUAUACCGGUUUCAUCACCAUCACCCGUGUCACAUUCGGCCACAACAUUUGAUGAUGAUUUUUCAAUACAGUCUUUACCCUGGUAAACGCCGACACACAGACAGAUUGCUUUCACUGUAUAUCUUUGUUUAGAGGUUUUUACACUACUGCGUAUUUUCAGACUCUUUCAACAUGUGGGUUCAAAUGUAAAAGGUUAUGUCAGCUUUCAGUUUCUUCAGAGAUUUACAUUAUCUUAGGUGUAAUGUAAUUCCCAUUUUGGCUUGGUGAAAUGAGGUGAAAUAAACUUAUAAAUAAUAAAACAACAGUAAAUAUGUGGAAAAAAAAAACCUUUUUAAUCCAAAUUUGCUCACCAAUACAGUUAACUCUUAACUCAAAAAACAGCAUGGCUGUAGGUUACAAGUAGGUCUUUACCUCAUUUUCAUUUUUUAUUUGCAGCCAAAAAACUUGCUUUCUCAAGAUAGCAAGAGUGAAAAUUGUGUUUGUGUUGCAUUUUUUGGGAGUAGAGUAUUCCUUGUAAUAUUGUAACACCCUGAUGUAAUAUCAUCACUGUAAAUUCCCCCCAGAUACAUAUUUAUAAAUAAAACAUGAACCCGGUCAUAUCUCCCACUAUUGGUCAGGAAAAUUCAAGAUUCUGGACUCGGGAGGAUGAAUUAGGCUUUUGCAGUGUGCAGCCAAACAACUGUAAUUUUGAAUUCCACUUUCAUACUGUUGCCAGCUUCAGUUUUGACUGUAUAAGCAAUUCAUGGUUUAACUUUCUUUGUCUUGUCUUAAGCUCGAACCGUCAUGCACUUUUAACAAUGUUAAAUAAACCAAAGAACCUUAAAGUUUCCUAACAAAUGGAGGAUUAACGGUGUUUGUUUUGUAUCACUGAAGUUGAGCAGUCAGUCAGUGGCAUGCUUACACAGCACAAAGUGUGCGGCCACCAUGUUUUACCAUCGUUAUGUUUUGUCUAGCUCUUUGUGUGAUGAUAACCAGUCAUCCUGAUUUGUGCUUGUGUCUGUCAGUGCAGCUUAGCCGAGCUCGUUUCUGCUCUGACGGUAGUUCAAACCGGCGGCUCCGGCUGUGAGGAGAUAGUGUGUUUUCCACAGCUCUCUGUUUAUCCAGCGGCGUGUCAAACCAAGGUGUGCCCUCCUGCUGCAAAAAACACUCGCACAAUACCUGGCGUCGGGCCAGAGGCGUCUUUUGGCGCUCCCUUUCCCUCUCCUCAC